AAAUAUUGUAACGAUUCCUUUAACAUGUGAUUCUUCUGGAAACGAAUCGAAGUUAAAAGCGAAUAAACAUCUGAUUGGACGUUCUUAAAUUGAAAAUUAAACAAAAUCAUUUAUCAAGCGUUAAAUAAAUUUAAUUUAAACAUUGGUAUGUUAAUAAAUACUAUACAAUAUGACUGACAGUGGAGAAGAGAUUGAAUUGUGUCAGAAUGUCGGACCGCAUGAACUGGUGGAAGUGAAAUCCAAGGCAGUGGUUAAGUUUUCCGCAGUGCAGGUGCCAGUAAGCUUUAAUCGUCUACAAUGUAACACCAAUUUGAAUUUGCCACCUUCUAAUUGGUUGACUACAUCGGAUAAAAGUGGACUACAUCAAGCGCUCUACCAAUCGCCCGGUUUUGCAAGCUUCAGCAUUGCACACAUGUUUCCCGACUGUGUUGGCGAAGUGGACGUUGUUACUGAUGCAGAAAACAUAAAACGACUUUUGAAGAUGCCCUAUACAUCGAAAAGCGCUAUCAGUAUGAUUGUGCAUAAGGUGGGCAACACAUUGCUACUGGAUGAGUUUGACAUACAGAAGUACUUGUUGCGUAAAGCCGAUGACGAUUGGAAAUGGCUACGCACUUUUAUAUUAGAGCAUAUACUGGCUUAUGGUGAAAAAAAUCACAGCUUCUGUCUGAAAGACAAAUCGCGUGAAGCGUUACAAACGAAAAAUUUGCUCUCGAAAUUCCUUUACUACAGUUUGAAGCAAUCGGGCGCUGAAGAGCCUGAACAGGAAGCACAACGCACACGACCGGUGCUACCCAUUACUGGUCCCGUAUUACCUGAACCCAAAGUGGAGGAGAAUGUGCCAGAUCCCAAAUCGAGUCAUGUCUUCAAUCGCAAUGUGCUCUGGACAUUUGAAGACAUACGAAUGCUCAUCGGUACUGAUAUGCCGAUUUUCGGUGGACCCAAUCGUCCAUGCAUUAGUCUGAGAUUACGUGACAUGGCUAAGCCCAUCAAUGUGCUAACCGGUAUUGACUAUUGGCUCGACAAUUUGAUGUGUAAUGUGCCGGAGGUGGUCAUGUGUUAUCACUUGGAUGGUAUUGUGCAGAAAUAUGAAAUUAUCAAAACGGAGGAUCUACCUUACCUCGAGAAUUCACAGUUUUCACCACAAGUAGUGCGCAAUGUUGCACAAAAUAUACUCUCAUUCUUAAAAGCGAACGCAACCAAAGCUGGACAUACUUAUUGGCUGUUUAAAGGGCGCAAUGAUGACGUUGUGAAACUGUAUGAUCUCACAACACUCUGCCAAAAAGACACCGAAGCAAAUAGGUGUGAAGAAAAACAGGAAAAUCCUUUCACCGUGCCUGUAGCCAUGCUGCUCUACACCGUGGCGCGUAAUAUGAAGAAUACGGCUACACAGAUAACACCAAAGAUGGCAGGCAACAUAAAAGCUUUGCUGGAUAACUGCAUUAAGCUGCUGUCCAAGGAGAAAUAUCCACAGAUUGUAACGUCCUCUCACUAUAUACUGUCCGAUUUGCACGUGCCGGCCGGCAUCGAUCCCAAAGCGCCGAAAUUCGAUAACUCCGAUAUGGAUUCCGACACGCAAUCUGUUUACGAAGAAGAUGAAGAAGGUGAUUCGGGUAGUGACGAUGAUUUCAAUUUGAAUGACGUGCACAAUGAGCUAAGUGAAAAUGUUGAGCACAGCGACAAUGUGGCAAUGAAACAGAUUUGUGAUACGCUCAAAGAAUUAAAUCUUGAUGCGCACAUGAAAAAUGGAAAACGUGCUGCGCGUGCGCCAUCACCGCUGCAGGCUAGCACAGAGGAACGUUGUCGCAUCUCAUUGGAGCAUAUCAGUGCCGGCAUCGCGUGCUUGAAAUUCUUCAACACCAGUGAAGAGAAAUUCAUAAAAGAAAGUGAAGUGCGUGCCAAGGAUGAAGAAAAGCAACGUAUACUGCAUGAGGAACAACAUCCGAAUAUGGCGAAACCCUUCAAACCGAUACCGCUGCCUUAUGAAAGCCUCAGCAAGCAGGGGUUGAAUGGUGAGGAUGAAGCAAUUAAAAAUGACGUUGACGAAGCUGCCGACGACAACCAUUCGGUACAUAGUGAGAAGGAGAAAAAGUCGAAAAAAUCAAAAGUGAAGCGCGGUAAGGGCAAGGAGUUGAAAGAGAGUCAAAAUGCCAAGGUCGACGCCAAUCAAGCGCAAGGCCAGCCACAACCAGAAGACAAACGCAUUGCCACGAAAUUUAAUACACAACAUUUCGGCUCUUGGAAUGUGCACUUGAAGUUGCUGUUGCUGGAGAAGGCUUGCCUGACAUACGCCACCUACGCAGAAUAUCAUUAUGUGGAGCAGAAAUACGGUAGAUGCUUAAAGGCAAUCUAUAUGGCCUGUCGCUGUCAGCAGGUGGUGCUGAAGUAUAUGUCUGACAUAGUAUCGCAAAAGAGUUGUUUGCUGGGACGCGCCGGCGAUUGUUUCUUCCAAAUGGCUAAAAAUUGGCAGGACAUUGACAGUUACAUCGAGCAAUUCAAUGAAGAUUCGGAAAUCGCACAGAAUAUCAAUAAUGAGUUAGUUAAAGACCUUAAUGGUGACGAUAUCAUUGAAUUGAUCACUCCAGUGGCUAAUAUUGAACACUUAAUGUUGUCCAGCUGCAAAUGUUAUGAGAAUGCCAUUGAAUGCAUUAAUGAGGUUAAUGGCACAGACGAAGAUGCCAAGAGUGAGUUGUUGCGUCGUUUGGGUAAUGUGCGCAAUGAGCUGGGUCUAAAGUACAUGUUUUGGGCGCAAGAGGAAUAUGCAAAAGAUAUGGAGCGAAAAACAAAUAAGUCGCCGGACGAGUCUACCGAAACUGAUAGCUCUGACAAAAGUCAAACUGACGAAACAGAGAAAGACAAAGUGUCAGAGAAAUCCGAGGAACCAGUAUAUAUGAAAUUGGCAAUGAAGUCGUAUGACUGCCUUAUACGCGGCAUUUCAGCGUUUAACGAGGUGCAAGACAAUGUUAAUCUGGCAUUUUUAUAUUGCAAUAUGGGUCGCUUCAUGCGUUUUCGUGCGCACCUCUAUCUGCCUGAAGAGAACAUUGACUUUGUGCGCAAACAGAAGAUGUUCUACAAUGAAGCCUUUUCGAACUAUGAAAAAGCCAAAGAUGUGCUGGGCUCACGAAAAUGCAGUGUGGAACUGUGGGAUUUGGUGAACUGGGAGCUGUCAACUGCCACAUUUACCUUAGCGAAGCAAUUACAAGAUUUUAGCACGGCUGAUGAGGCUACACGCGCUGAAUUGGAGAAACAAGUAUUGGAUUUGUUGCAGAAAUCACUAAAGCUUUGUGAUUUAGAGCAUACCGGCUCAAGACAGAUACUCUACACUUAUCGCUCUGGUCUAAUACAUAAGCGCAUCGCAUCAUUUCAUUAUAGUCAAUUGCGUAAUAGCUGCACUGACUGCGCUUCAAUAUCAAAAACCACAUUACAACUGUGCAAACAUCACUAUGAGCGCGCCGCUGCUAUAUUAGACAGCUUGCGCGAGUCUAGCGAUUAUUUGGUUGUGCAACUUGAACGUAUUUCACUGCAAGAAUUCUUAGCUGAAACGUCACCGCAUAUUGCUCAAAAGAUUAAACACCUACAAGCUGCCCUUACUUUGUGUCUCAAGUCAAAUGUGGUAUUCGAAUAUGCCUUAACCACAAGUAACGCCACAGAGAGUAACACAACGAACGAUGAGUUCUGCAAACAUAUGCUAUUAUUUGAGAGUCGUUUGCAAAACACAUUAAAAACAUUGAUAAAGAUGCUGCUCAACGGCAAGGACCCUAAGAAACUAGUAGAACUUUAUAAGAAAAUGUAUAUGACAACUUUGACAUGCAAGCGUACAGCAGAGGAGCAGCAGCGUGCGUCAGUAGAACAGCUAGCGCAGCACUAUUCCACUUUAAUGCAGCGUCUGAAUGAGCUGGAGCAGUCACAUAAGCCGCAUGCAGCUGAAAAGCUUUAAGCGCCAGCAAUUGCUUCUAUUCUACACAACUAAAGUCUAAAUAAAUCAUAUUCAAUAUGACUGGCUAUGAAAUCUCGCAUAAGCGUAACAUUACGUCGUAAUUAAUUUUAAGUUAUUUUGUUUAUGGUCUCCUUAACUGAAUUCAAUUCGACCGUAAACCUUGCUUUGUGCAGAAACGCUGGUGUUGACAUUAAACUAGCAUUGUGGUAAGACCAUGUAAUGAAUUACUUAUGUAACAUUAGUAUUAAGUUCUUUUUAUAAUUUUAACAAAUUAAUGAAUAACGUAACUAUUUUUGUACCGUUGGACCAUAACUCUUGCGCUGGAGGGGUUACAUAGAUUGUAGUACAACUGAAUUUGUUUGUUCGCUCUUAUAUUUUAAUUAUAUUUUGUAGUACCGAAAGUAAAUAAAAAUGCAUUUAAUUUCCUCUUUGCAAUUAUCGAACUUUGUACUUAACUAAAGGUAUUGCAUGUUGUCUAACCGUUGCCCCUUACUUAUAUUAAUAUUUAACUAACUAUUAAAUGGAUUAAAUUAAUCUUAUAAAAGUCAUUCACUUGUUAUUGAAUUGAAAUAAAUGCUGUAUUCAACUUUCAAUUUUCAAUAAAAAAUGAGCGUUGUGAUUAACACAGAAAUGCACAAA
Messenger RNA from Zeugodacus cucurbitae (melon fly), 4573 nucleotides. Its product is annotated as erythroid differentiation-related factor 1. Bases 170 to 3934 code for a protein of 1254 amino acids. The transcript is spliced from 9 exons. The record is from RefSeq and is a predicted model, not a curated record. NCBI's taxonomy places the organism in Eukaryota, Metazoa, Arthropoda, Insecta, Diptera, Tephritidae. Gene Ontology annotation, biological process: positive regulation of DNA-templated transcription.